AUGCUCCAGAGACAGCGAGGUAUGGUCAUUUGAGAAGUAUAGUAACAAAAACACAAGAGGGUCAUUAGGAAUCAUAGAAUAAAAUACAACAACUUUAUAUCUAAUGAAUGCCUUUAGCAAGUUUUGUGCUGGACUAUGCUAUGGGUUUCAUAGAAGGGACUGUAUGUUGUGGAGAGAAAUGUGUGUGGAAAUGUGUGUAACAUAUUUUACCUCUUUCUUUGACCCACAGGCUAUUUAACUGUCACUAUUGAGCCUCUCCCUCCCGUUGUGAUUGGAGACACGGUAACGCUCAAGUGCAAUUUCAGGACGGAUGGCAACCUGCGAGAGAUUGUGUGGUUUCGGGUGAGUAGGGGGGCCUUGAUGUCUGUGUAUGAACUGUAUGGUUGUUUGCAACAGCACAUACUGUAUCUUGUGUUUACUUCUAUGAGAAGCUUUUGACUAGGUCGGCUUUGUUCUCUGCCAUUUUCAAUUUUCCUGACAAAUGUGUCAAAUCUUUUGACGCAAAGAGAGAGAGCAUUAGAUACAGUACAUAACUGUACUAUAUCUAAUGACUUCUCAAGAGCUACUCGGUUUGAUAAGCUCCUUGUGAAAAUUUACUUCAAACUCUCAUGAACUAACUAAACUGAUUAAAGUGGCAAAAGAAGAGGCUUCAAAGCUCUCUAGCCUUCAUGACUUGGAAAAUAAUAACUGUGUGCAUCGAUUAAAAAAAACGGAUUAAGCAACAUCUCACAGCACAACGCCUCUCCACUAUUUGACCUAGAUAUUUUGUGUGUAUGUAUUGAUAUGUAGGCCAUGUGUGCCGUUUUAAAAUGUAUGUAGUUCUGUCCUUUAGCUGUUUUAUGUUCUGUGUGGACCCCAGGAAGAGUAGCUGCUGCUUUCGCAACAACUAAUGGGGAUUCUAAUAAAAUACCAAAUACCAAGAUUGUGUUUUGUGUAGAAACUUGUGUUACAUGUAUGUCAAAUCAAAUCAAAUUGUAUUUGUCACAUGCGCCGAAUACAACAGGUCUAGACCUUACUGUGAAAUGCUUACUUACAAGCCCUUAACCAACAAUGCAGUUCAAGAAAUAGUUAAGAAAAUAUUUACUAAAUAAACUAAAGUAAAAAAUGAAAUAAAAAGUAACACAAUAAAAUAGCAAUAACGAGGCUAUAUACAGGGGAUACCGAGUCAAUGUGUGUGGGUACAGGUUAGUCGAGGUAAUUUGUACAUGUAGGUAGGGGUAAAGUGGCUAUGCAUAGAUAAUAAACAGUGAGUAGCAGCAGUGUAAAAACAAAGGGGGGUGGGGAUCUCAUUGUAAAUAGUCCGGGUGGCCAUUUGAUUAAUUGUUCAGCAGUCUUAUGGCUUGGGGGUAGAAGCUGUUAAGGAGCAUUUUGGACCUAGACUUGGUGCUCCAGUACCGCUUGCCAUGCGGUAGCAGAGAGAACAGUCUAUGACUUGGGUGACUGGAGUCUGACAAUUUUUUGGGCCUUCCUCUGACACCGCCUAGUAUAUAGGUCCUGGAUGGCAGAAAGCUUGGCCCCAGUGAUGUACUGGGCAGUACGCACUACCCUCUGUAGCGCCUUACAGUCGAAUGCCGAGCAGUUGCCAUACCAGGCAGGGAUGCAACCGGUCAGGAUGCUCUCGAUGGUGCAGCUGUAUAACUUUUUGAGGAUUUGGGGACCCAUGCCAAAUCUUUUCAGUCUCCUGAGGGGGAAAAGGUGUUGCCGUGUCCUCUUCACGACUGUCUUGGUGUGUUUGGACCAUGAUAGUUUGUUGGUGAUGUGGACACCAAGGAACUUGAAAUUCUCAACCCGCUCCACUGCAGCCACGUCAAUGUUAAUGGGGGCCUGUUCGGCCCUCCUUUCCCUGUAGUCCACGAUCAGAUCCUUUGUCUUGCUCACAUUGAGGGAGAGGUUGUUGUCCUGGCACGACACUGCCAGGUCUCUGACUUCCUCCCUAUAGGCUGUCUCAUCGUUGUCGGUGAUCAGGCCUACCACUGUUGUGUCGUCAGCAAACUUAAUGAUGGUGUUGGAGUCGUGCUUGGCCACGCAGUCGUGGGUGAACAGGGAGUACAGGAGGGGACUAAGCACGCACCCCUGAGGGGCCCCAGUAUUGAGGAUCAGCGUGGCAGAUGUGUUGUUGCCUACCCUUACCAUCUGGGGGCGGCCUGUCUGGAAGUCCAGGAUCCAGUUGCAGAGAGAGGUGUUUAGUCCCAGGGUCCUUAUCUUAGUGAUGAGCUUUGUGGGCACUAUGGUGUUGAACACUGAGCUGUAAUCAAUGAACAGCAUUCUCACAUAGGUGUUCCCUUUGUCCAGGUGGGAAAGGGCAGUGUGGAGUGUGAUUGAGAUUACGUCAUCUGUGGAUCUGUUGGGGCGGUAUGCGAAUUGGAGUGGGUCUAGGGUUUCUGGGAUGAUGGUGUUGAUGUGAGCCAUGACCAGCCUUUCAAAGCACUUCAUGGCUACCGACGUGAGUGCUACGGGGCGGUAGUCAUUUAGGCAGGUUACCUUUGCUUUAUUGGGCACAGGGACUAUGGUGGUCUGCUUGAAACAUGUAGGUAUUACAGACUCGGUCAGGGAGAUGUUGAAAAUAUCAGUGAAGACACUUGCCAGUUGGUCCGCGCAUGCUCUGAGUACACGUCCUGGUAAUCCGUCUGGCCCUGCGGCCUUGUGAAUGUUGACCUGUUUAAAGGUCUUGCUCAUAUCGGCUACGGAGAGCGUGAUCACACAGUCGUCUGGAACAGCUGGUGCUCUCUUGCAUGCUUCAGUGUUGCUUGCCUCGAAGAGAGCAUAAAAGGCAUUUAGCUCGUCUGGUAGGCUCGCGUCACUGGGCAGCUCGCGGCUGGGUUUCCCUUUGUAGUCCGUAAUAGUUUGCAAGCCCUGCAACAUCCGAUGAGCGUCAGAGACGGUGUAGUAGGAUUAAAUCUUAGUCCUGUUUUGACGCUUUUCCUGUUUGAUGGUUUGUCUGAGGGCAUAGCGGGAUUUUCUUAUAAGCAUCUGGAUUAGUGUCCCGCUCCUUGAAAGCGGCAGCUCUAGCCUUUAGCUCGGUGCUGAUGUAGCCUGUAAUCCAUGGCUUCUGGUUGGGAUAUGUAUGUACGGUCAGUGUGGGGACGACGUCAUCGAUGCACUUAUUGAUGAAGCCGGUGACUGAAGUGGUAAACUCCUCAAUGCCAUUGGAUGAAUCCCGGAACAUAUUCCAGUCUGUGCUAACAAAACAGUCCUGUAGCGUAGCAGCCGCGUCAUCUGACCACUUCCGUAUUGAGCGAGUCCCUGGUACUUCCUGCUUUAGUUUUUGCUUGUAAGCAGGAAUCAUGAGGAUAGAAUUAUGGUCAGAUUUGCCAAAUGGAGGGGGAGGGAAAGCUUUGUAUGCGUCGCUGUGUGUGGAGUAAAGGUGGUCUAGAGUUUUUUUUCCCUCUGGUUGCACAUGUGACAUGCUGGUAGAAGUUAGGUAAAACGGAUUUAAGUUUGCCUGCAUUAAAGUCCCCAGCCACUAGGAGUGCCGCUGCUGGAUGAGCAUUUUCUUGUUUGCUUAUAGCCUUAUACAGCUCGUUGAGUGCGGUCUUAGUGACAGCAUCGGUUUGUGGUGGUAAAUAGACGGCUACGAAUAAUAUAGAUGAAAAGUGUCAAGGGUGUGUAAUGUGAUGUAUUCCUUCACUUUCUAGGUGACAGAGGGUGGCAGUGCCAAGCAGAAGAUCUUCACCUACGAUGCCAUGUACAACACCAACUUCUCCCAUAUGGAGGACUUCCACAGACGAGAAGACUUGGUCUACCAAUCAACUGUCCGGUAAGCUUGAACUGUAGGCGGCAGCCUCAAGAAAGAGAGCAUUGAUCAGUGUUUUCACCCCCAAGUGUAGGCUUAUUUUAUUUGUUCGUCUCUUAUCUUAUUUUAUCGUAUCUUAUUGUAUUUUAAUUGAUCUUAUUCAAUGCUUUGAGUACCUGGAAAACUCCUAACCUGUAUGGUUAUUUUCUUCAUUGGUUUGUUGUUGUGUUGCCAGGCUCCCUGAGGUCCAGAUGGAAGAUGAUGGGCCGUAUGAGUGCCACGUGGGGAUCUACGACAAGGCCUCUAGAGACAGGGUUGUCUUAGCCUCUGGCAGCAUCGUGCUCAUUGUCAUGGGUAAUAUUCAAGAGAAUUAACGCUAUAUUGAUAUGAUCAUGAAUGAUAUGAUCAUAUGGUAUUUGAUAGGGUUUUGUGAAUGGCAGGUUUUGUAGCCUUCGUCCAACAUCCACGCUUCUAUCUGUCUAUUAGUAUUUCUAUCACCUCUGCCUCCCCCUACUGUUGAGAUGUGGGAAAUGCACAGGAGACUACUUUCUGCUAGUCUUUCUAGAAAUCCGGGUUGCCUCCCACAAUGUUCCAGCUUAACAUGUCUGUACAUAAUAGAAUGUCAGUUUGGCACUGCCUACGCCACUGCCUGAUCCGCUUGAAUAAAAUACAAAAUAAUAGCUAGCAAGAUGGAGAUCACAGAGGUUAUUUUUAUGAGUGCAUUUCGCAAGUGGCUAGUUUGCAUCAACUAACUUCACUAAAAUCAUUGUAAAGGUUUUGCCUGCAAACUUUGGUUUCGAAUUGCGACGUUCUGGGAUGUCUACCUUGUGAUUUGUUGUGAGAGUUGUCUGUCUGACCCACCCUGGAAUCCCCUCCCCCUUAUCGAAGUUACCAAGAGAGUCCAUCUUGUAUACCAGACCCUAGUCACUGCUGUUGCCUAGGGUCGGGUCUACGAGACUAACUUUGUGCCAUCAAGUACAGUACAGACAUGAAAGACCUGUCUGUUUCAUGUUUUAGUUUGUUUUAUAUGUAGCCCUUCUGAAAAUUCUAGAUGCAAAAUAUGCCUAUAUGUGGAUGGAUUUCUUGUUUUGAGUCACAGGUUCUAUGCUCUUUUCCUCCAUAGUGCCUCCUAAGUCCAUUUCUGUAGUGGCAGCAGACUGCCCGGCCCCCUUCAGUCGCUAUGAUGCCCAGAACUUCACUCUAGUCUGCAUCGUCAUGGGAGGAAAGCCAGCCCCUAUGGUGAGUUUGACAACAUGCAAACAGUCCUCAUACUGAAAUAUAUAGGUAGAAAUACUCACUGAACUUUUGAAAUGACGGGUGUGAUUGGUUGUUACGGGCUCUUACGAUGUCAUUAUCCUUUCAGGUGUACUUCAAGCGUGACGGCGAGCUGAUUGAGGUGGUCCCCUCUAUUAUGGAGGGUGGAGGGGGCCAAUCCCAGGGCAGGGGCCUGGCAGGGCUACGGGGCUCUAGGCCCCUGAUAAGCAGAGACCUGGAUGACACCAAGCUGAAGAAGUCCCUCUCCCUGCUGGACCUGGACACCCCUGGGAUCGGAGGGACGGGGAAGAUGGGAGGGGCCGGGGGUGAGCCAGGAAGUCUGGAGGGGUCUGAGCCCAGCCCCACCACCACGGAGGUGAUCCCAGAGACGGUGGUAAGCCGGGAGUUCCCCCGCUGGGUGCAGAGCACUGACCCGCUCUACUACUUCAAGCAUCGGCGGCAGGCGUCCAGCGACGGCACCAUGGAGGUCAGAGCCAUGCUCACCUGGAGCCUCAACCCCCAGCUGGACAACGACGCCCUGUUCAGCUGCGAGGUCAAGCACCCAGCUCUGUCCAUGCCCAUGCAGGCUGAGGUCACUCUGUGUGAGUACCAGAUUAGACCAUGAAAAUCAGCUGGAUACCAAAUAGUAAUCUCUCUCUGAGAACAUAAACCCACUUUUUAAUGCCAACCAGAUACUCGAUACCCAAGGAGUCCAUGUCUGUAUUAACCUAUCAGAGCUAGGGAUGCAAGGGGAGAGAACAUUCUAAAAUAAUACCUUUCUAAAAUAAUAGUUAAAAUUCACUAUAGGUAUUUUUCCUGAAUUAACGGAAAAUGAACAUGGUGUCUGAAAGUUCGUAAUUUGGGGAAUAUACACUGAGUAUACAAAACUUUAUGAAGUGUAGAUGAAGGGGAGGAGACAGGUUAAAGAAGGAUUGUUAAGCCUUGAGACAACUGAGACAUGGAAUGGGCAAGACAAAAAUAUUGAAGUGCCUUUGAACGGGGUAUGGUAGAAGGUGCCAGGCACACUAGUUUGAGUGUGUCAACAACUGCAAUGCUACUGUUUUUUUCACGCUCAACAGUUUCCUGUGUGUAUCAAGAAUGGUCCACCACCCAAAAGACAUCCAGCCAACUUGACACAACUAUGGGAAUCAUUGGAGUCAACAUGGGCCAGCAUCCCUGUGGAAACCUUUCGACACCUUGUAGAGUCCAUGCCCCGACGAAUUGAGGCUGUUCUGAUGGCUAAAGGGUGGGGUGCAACUCAAUAUUAGGAAGGUGUACCUAAUGUUUGGUGUACUCAGUAUAUAUACAACCCUACUUAGAUCUAAUGCAUUCAGUAAUGGCAGAAAACAGGCACUUUCCAGCCUAAAGCAUCAGCCAACUACAGGAAAAUACAGUACAGAGAACCUGAUCACUAUUAACACUAUGCUUUAGCUCAGGAUCCAGCAGCAGCCAGCAACUAUUUAGAGGCAGUGACUCACUUAAUGAGGAUGCUCUUUAAUGGAGUAUUUUGUUCAGAGGAUCCAUUAGUUCUGCUUAGAAAUGCUCUAGAAAUCUCACAGCAGAUUAGCCAUUUUCUACACAGUUACAGUGGGGGGAAAAAAGUAUUUAGUCAGCCACCAAUUGUGCAAGUUCUCCCACUUAAAAAGAUGAGAGAGGCCUGUAAUUUUCAUCAUAGGUACACGUCAACUAUGACAGACAAAAUGAGAAAUAAAAAUCCAGAAAAUCACAUUGUAGGAUUUUUAAUGAAUUUAUUUGCAAAUUAUGGUGGAAAAUAAGUAUUUGGUCAAUAACAAAAGUUUCUCAAUACUUUGUUAUAUACCCUUUGUUGGCAAUGACACAGGUCAAACGUUUUCUGUAAGGUUUUCACACACUGUUGCUGGUAUUUUGGCCCAUUCCUCCAUGCAGAUCUCCUCUAGAGCAGUGAUGUUUUGGGGCUGUCGCUGGGCAACACGGACUUUCAACUCCCUCCAAAGAUUUUCUAUGGGGUUGAGAUCUGGAGACUGGCUAGGCCACUCCAGGACCUUGAAAUGCUUCUUACGAAGUCACUCCUUCGUUGCCCGGGCGGUGUGUUUGGGAUCAUUGUCAUGCUGAAAGACCCAGCCACGUUUCAUCUUCAAUGCCCUUGCUGAUGGAAGGAGGUUUUCACUCAAAAUCUCACGAUACAUGGCCCCAUUCAUUCUUUCCUUUACACGGAUCAGUCGUCCUGGUCCCUUUGCAGAAAAACAGCCCCAAAGCAUGAUGUUUCCACCCCCAUGCUUCACAGUAGGUAUGGUGUUCUUUGGAUGCAACUCAGCAUUCUUUGUCCUCCAAACACGACGAGUUGAGUUUUUACCAAAAAGUUAUAUUUUGGUUUCAUCUGACCAUAUGACAUUCUCCCAAUCCUCUUCUGGAUCAUCCAAAUGCACUCUAGCAAACUUCAGACAGGCCUGGACAUGUACUGGCUUAAGCAGGGGGACACGUCUUGCACUGCAGGAUUUGAGUCCCUGGCGGCGUAGUGUGUUACUGAUGGUAGGCUUUGUUACUUUGGUCCCAGCUCUCUGCAGGUCAUUCACUAGGUCCCCCCAUGUGGUUCUGGGAUCACUUUGUGAUCAUUUUGACCCCACGGGGUGAGAUCUUGCGUGGAGCCCCAGAUCGAGGGAGAUUAUCAGUGGUCUUGUAUGUCUUCCAUUUCCUAAUAAUUGCUCCCACAGUUGAUUUCUUCAAACCAAGCUGCUUACCUAUUGCAGAUUCAGUCUUCCCAGCCUGGUGCAGGUCUACAAUUUUGUUUCUGGUGUCCUUUGACAGCUCUUUGGUCUUGGCCAUAGUGGAGUUUGGAGUGUGACUGUUUGUGGUUGUGGACAGGUGUCUUUUAUACUGAUAACAAGUUCAAACAGGUGCCAUUAAUACAGGUAACGAGUGGAGGACAGAGGAGCCUCUUAAAGAAGAAGUUACAGGUCUCUGAGAGUCAGAAAUCUUGCUUGUUUGUAGGUGACCAAAUACUUAUUUUCCACCAUAAUUUGCAAAUAAAUUCAUAAAAAAUCCUACAAUGUGAUUUUCUGGAUUUUUUUUCCUCAAUUUGUCUGUCAUAGUUGACGUGUACCUAUGAUGAAAAUUACAGGCCUCUCUCAUCUUUUUAAGUGGGAGAACUUGCACAAUUGGUGGCUGACUAAAUACUUUUUUCCCCCACUGUACAUAUGUAAUUACAUAAGCACACACACCUACACACGCAUACUCUGUAUGCAGCACAUCCACGGGCAUCAGUUCAUGAUGAAUACACGGCAAACCUCAUAUCAGUUAGUAUGAGUGGAUUACUAGAUAUAGAGGAGAUUUAUCAUAAUCAAAAACAGCUAUUCCCAGUCUGCCAUGGUUUAGCAUGCAUGCUCAUAUAAAAAUGGAUUCUAAGGGUGAGAGCUUUUUGCAUAGCAUACAGAGAAUAUAGAUGUUUCAUUUAUUCCUUUAGAAAUAGUUUGAGACACAUAAGGAAAAAUAGUGUUUUGUUAAAAUAUAGAAAAUAGGUAACAUUCAUAGUUUGUAUUUGUUUCCCUUUAGCUGCUCCCAGGGGCCCCAAACUGUCCAUGAUGCCUGGUAAGGCUAAAGUAGGAGACACCGUCCGCAUUACAGUUCAGGGCCUCCAGAUCUCAUCCACUGGGGUGAGCACAAGAGAAAUGCUUUAUUCUUAUAUUACUUAUACCAGUAACUGUCACACCCUGGCUCUGGGGACUCUUAAAUGUUGAGCCAGGGUGUGGACUUUCUAUGUGUGAUUUUCUAUGUUUUGUUCUAGUUCGUGUUUUCUAUGUUGGCCAGGGUGGUUCCCAAUCAGAGGCAGCUGAUUCUCGUUGUCUCUGAUUGGGAACCAUACUUAGGCAGCCUGUUGGCACUAGUUAUUUGUGGGAUCUUGUUCCGUAGGGUUUGUUUUGGUGUUUAACCUAGGACUUCACGUAUCGUUUGUUGUUUUGUUUUGAUCGUGUGUUUAGUACGUUAAUUAAAUAAAGUAUGUACGCUUACCACGCUGCGCCUUGGUCCGCUUUUCAUAACGACCGUGACAGAAGAUCCCACCAGAAUAGGACCAAGCAGCGUGUGCAGGAGCAAACGCCGGGUAUGGAACAGGAGGUUACUCUGGUAGACGUCCUCCUCGGUUGGGGGAGAAUCACAGAGGAGGAGGCCGUCCGCUACCGGAGGGCGAUGAGGGAGGAUGCCCAGGCAGGAGAGGAGAAGCGGCGCCAACCGGGUCGUCGUCGGACAGGCGAGAGGCAACCCCAAGACAUUUUUUUGGGGGGGGCACACGGCAUGGACGACGGGGAUGCUGGAGGCAGUUACAGGACGUAUCGGCGGAUUAGGAGAGGAGGCCACCAGGUUUGGGGGGCUGGAAGGGAGGUUGGCGGAGCCUAGAGGUAGAGCAGAGCCAAUUCCCCGUACUCAGGCUAGGCAGCGUGAGACUGGGCAGGUUCCGAGUUAUGCGGAGCUGCGUACUGUGCCGCGAGUGGUCCGGCAGAGUCCUGUACGUCCUGUGCUAGCACCACGCACGUGUCGUGCUAAGGUGGGCAUGCAGCCAGGACGGAGUGUGCCGGCUCAACGCUCGUGGCCUCCAGUACCCCUCCUCGGUCCCGGAUAUCCUGCGCCAGUGCCACGUGCUGUAGUGCCAGUACGAGUGCACAGCCCUGUACGUCCUGUGCUGAUGCCUCACACAGAGUGUGUAGAAAUAGGCAUUCAGCCAGGACGGGUUGUGUCAGCUCUUCGCUCCAGACCUCCAGUCCGUCUCCACAGCCCGGUCCGGCCCGUUCCUGCUCCCCGCACCAAGCCAGUGGUGCGUGUCGUCAGCCCGGUCCGGCCCGUUCCUGCUCCCCGCACCAAGCCAGUGGUGCGCGUCGCCAGCCCGGUCCGGCCCGUUCCUGCUCCCCGCACCAAGCCAGUGGUGCGCGUCACCAGCCCGGUCCGGCCUGUUCCUGCUCCCCGCACCAAGCCAGUGGUGCGCGUCGUCAGCCCGGUCCGGCCUGUUCCUGACCCUCGCACCAAGCCAGUGGUGCGCGUCGUCAGCCCGGUCCGGCCUGUUCCUGACCCUCGCACCAAGCCAGUGGUGCGCGUCGUCAGCCCGGUCCGGCCCGUUCCUGCUCCCCGCACCAAGCCAGUGGUGCGCGUCGUCAGCCCGGUCCGGCCCGUUCCUGCUCCCCGCACCAAGCCAGUGGUGCGCGUCGUCAGCCCGGUCCGGCCCGUUCCUGCUCCCCGCACCAAGCCAGUGGUGCGCGUCGUCAGCCCGGUCCGGCCCGUUCCUGCUCCCCGCACCAAGCCAGUGGUGCGCGUCGUCAGCCCGGUCCGGCCCGUUCCUGCUCCCCGCACCAAGCCAGUGGUGCGCGUCGCCAGCCCGGUCCGGCCUGUUCCUGCUCCCCGCACCAAGCCAGUGGUGCGCGUCGUCAGUCCGGCACAGCCUGAUCAGGCACCGGUCAGCUGCUCCACACCGGAGCCUGAGCAAUCCGCUCCACCGGUGUCCAGUCCAGCUCCGGCCAGCGGGGCCAGACCAGACCAGGGGCGCUACGGGGGGGUAGCGAGAGAGUGGUGGUCACGCCCGGAGCCGGAUCCGCCUCCGAGGCGGAAUGCCCACCCGGCCCCUCCCCUGUUGUGUUUGGUUGGCGCGGUCGCAGUCCGCGCCUUUGGGGGGGGGGGGGGGGGGGGUACUGUCACGCCCUGGCUCUGGGGACUCUUAAAUGUUGAGCCAGGGUGUGGACUUUCUAUGUGUGAUUUUCUAUGUUUUGUUCUAGUUCUUGUUUUCUAUGUUGGCCAGGGUGGUUCCCAAUCAGAGGCAGCUGAUUCUCGUUGUCUCUGAUUGGGAACCAUACUUAGGCAGCCUGUUGGCACUAGUUAUUUGUGGGAUCUUGUUCCGUAAGGUUUGUUUUGGUGUUUAACCUAGGACUUCACGUAUCGUUUGUUGUUUUGUUUUGAUCGUGUGUUUAGUACGUUAAUUAAAUAAAGUAUGUACGCUUACCACGCUGCGCCUUGGUCCGCUUUUCAUAAUGACCGUGACAGUAACUACAUUCAACUGUAGGAAAGACAACCACAUAUCACUAUCAUUGAAAGCAAACCUUCUUAAAAAAGAAAUCACUUCUCCAGCAGGUGUCGCGCCACGACUAUAUAAUACAACUGGUAGCUACAUUUGAAUGAAAGUCGCAGAUACAUUUGAAUGAAAGUCAUUCAGCAUGUUUGAGGGAAUCAGUUAGAGUAAGGCGAGCUGGCAAGGCACACAAUCGAUAAUCUUGAUCACAUAGUAUUUAUUUGGGAUGCAAGGUGUCUUGCAUAUCAGUGAUCUUGUGCAGUCUGACUCCAAUGUUGUCAAUCACGUACACACAUUAUUUACAAAGGAUGCUUAUCCCCAUGCACUUCCAGAACAUGGUGUUCCCUGAGCCAUUAUUCACCUGGACCAGGGUGGGAGGUCCUCUGCUGGACGGGAGAGAGGACCAUAAUGGGAGGGAGCUGGUGCUGGAGCGAGUACCGGCCAAGCUCAACGGCUCCAUGUUUCGAUGCACUGCCCAGAACCCUCUGGGCUCCACAGACACAUAUACACGGCUUAUCGUGUUUGGUGAGUGUGUGUGUGUGUGAGGAUUCUCGGUGUCAAGUUACCCUCUCUCCUCAUCCACAUUACUUACUUUGUUUUCUCUGUUUUAACAGAGAACCCCAGACUAAAGAAGGGGAGACACAAUUUAAUUGGUAAGCAUAGAGAGAAUGGACAAUGGUCAAAGUAAGACAUAUCAUCCUACUGAAGAUUAAGUAACUAACACUUAUUUCCUUCUAUUAGUAGAUGCAGCCUAUUGCAAUGAGGCACUGGGGCUGACCACCAUGGUGCUAAUGUUAGCCCUGACAUGGGAGAUGACGUGA
Molecule: messenger RNA, 11830 nt
Organism: Coregonus sp. 'balchen'
Lineage: Eukaryota; Metazoa; Chordata; Actinopteri; Salmoniformes; Salmonidae
Source: the annotation of a GenBank genome assembly